UUUUCUCUCCCCUCUCUCCCACUUCUCUGGUUUCGUCCCGCUCACACCCGACCUCGCCUCCCGUCGGAUCGCCGCCGGCCCCGCCCGCCGUGGCUGUCCCCGUCCUCACCGCCUCCAUCCAAGCCGGCUCCGGAUCCAGGCCGCUCAGUCCCCGCCCGCGCCCCCACACGUCAAUCUCCGCCGCCUCCGUCCCCGCCCGUCACGACCUCCCCGCGUGCAGAUCCACAGUCGUCGACCUACCCGGCCCCCGAUCUGCCCGGCCCGCGCUCCUCCCCGUCCACAGCAUAGAAAGAGGGAACCCAGGAACCCCUGUACGGCCUCAGCUUGGUCAUAAGUAUUUCGAGAAACCCCAAGAAAUCUGAAGAAACCCGGAGGGAGGGACACCACAGAGGAGGCCGGACAAGAUGAUCGGCGUGGGGAAGGCGAAACAGUACGCAAACGUGCUCGACAAGCCUCUCGGUCGUGGGAGACAGGAGGUCAGUUUGAGUGCUUUUGCAUUCCUGUUCUCGGAAUUGGUUCAAUACAACCAGACACAAGUUGACAACAUCGCUGAGCUGGAACGAAGGCUGGAGGACGCUGGUUAUGCUGUUGGUGCAAGAGUUCUUGAACUGCUGUGUCACAGGGAGAAGGGGAAUAGACGAGAGACUCGACUGCUGGGGAUUUUAUCAUUCAUUCACAGCACCGUAUGGAAAGUACUGUUUGGAAAGGUGGCUGACUCGCUUGAGAAAGGAACAGAACAUGAGGAUGAAUACAUGAUUAGUGAGAAGGAGCUUCUUGUUAACCGGUUCAUUUCCGUGCCGAAAGACAUGGGGGCAUUCAACUGUGGAGCUUUUGUUGCAGGGAUUGUAAGGGGCGUAUUGGACAAUGCUGGCUUUCCCGCGGUUGUGACGGCGCAUUUUGUGCCAAUUGAAGGCCAGCAGAGGCCCAGGACAACGAUCUUGAUUAAAUUUGCUCAAGAGGUUAUACACCGGGAAGCGAGGCUCGGCUGAAGCUCAUGCCAUCUAUGUACACCUCAUUGCGGAAGAUUUCUUUUAUCCACCGAGUUAAUCUCGUAUUACGACUUUGUACUAAAUCUGCGACACUUAUUUUGGGGCGGAGGGAGUAUUAGAUUUGUUCCUGCUACCUUGUAUGGAAGGAGCGUCUCGGAAUUCUUGUUUGCACACUCUCAAAACCUGUCUGCCCAGCCAUGACGAGUUAUGGUGAAUCUGGGCAAGAUGUACUGACAUGUGCAUGAACUGCAAACUCUCAUAAUGUGAAAGAUAUGGUUUCGAGAGUACAAAGAAAAGGCAAACAAAACACAAACAGAGCACCAGUUUCAAGCUA
Molecule: messenger RNA, 1323 nt
Organism: Triticum dicoccoides
Lineage: Eukaryota; Viridiplantae; Streptophyta; Magnoliopsida; Poales; Poaceae
Product: trafficking protein particle complex subunit 5-like
Exons: 9
Coding region: 405-989 (194 amino acids)
Biological process (GO): endoplasmic reticulum to Golgi vesicle-mediated transport
Cellular component (GO): TRAPPI protein complex; TRAPPII protein complex; TRAPPIII protein complex
Source: RefSeq, a predicted model, not a curated record